CGCCAUCUAUUUGUUUUGGAUUUUCCCAUACCAUUCUCACCAAAUAAAAAGAUUUUCCCACCAAAUCAUGAAUUUAUUAAUUUAUGCAGCUUUGAAAUAGGAAAGGCUAAUUAAACCACAAAGAAAAAAAAAGGAAAGGCUUGACCGGAUGGAAAACGAUGUUGUACAUGACAAUAGAAUUAGGGUAGCUUUACCUUCAUCAUUCGCAUCCUUCAUUCUUCCUCAGAUCCACCCAUUUCCACACCAUCGUUCCAGUGCAAAGGAUAACGAAACCAGCACGAAAAUCCCAAAUCCUGCCCAAAACAACAAUCCAACGAUGGAGCUCCAAACAGAAUCGCGACGGAACGCGUGCUCGGACUCGCCCAGAAGGUCCUGUUCGCUCUUCCCUCUCUGCUCUCUCGAUUCCAUUAUAGCUUAACGAUUUUGGUUUCUCAUUUCUUUUCAUCUUGGAUGGCAAGUUGUUCGGAUUGCAAUCAUGUUCGGAUCAUGCACGGCCAAGGCAUCAACCAAUUCUCUGAUUUGAAGGAAUAUGAAAGACUGGAAAGGAUGGAGCAACACUUGAGAAUCGAUAAAACACCUUUGUCCCCAAACGCCAGCUACAAACAGGAAAUGCUCGAUGUCCCGGUUUUGUACAUAGUCGGAGCUUUCAUCCCAGCAACAAUGAUAGCGGUGCUACAUUACUUUGAUCAUAGUGUGGCAUCUCAGCUAGCUCAGCAGAAAGAGUUCAACUUGAGGAAACCACCCUCUUUCCACUAUGACUUGCUUCUUCUUGGUUUCAUGGUCAUCUUGUGUGGUCUCCUCGGAAUCCCUCCAGCGAAUGGAGUCAUCCCUCAAUCUCCAAUGCACACCAGGACUCUGGCUACUUUAAAACAUCAGUUGCUUCGUAGAAAACUCUUGGCCACAGCACGCAAGCGCAUGAGUGAGAAUGCAAGCUUGGGGAAAGUUUAUGCAAGCAUGAAAGAGGCCUAUCAACAGGCUCAAAGCCCGCCGAACCUUCCGGGACCUUCUGCUCCUCAAUCCUGGGCAUCCGUUUUCGUGUGGGGUAACAUUGGCCAAGCUUGCCGCUGUCACAACAGAUGACGAGGGAAAUGAAACAUUUGAUGCAAGCGGUGCUUUGGAUAAAUUGAGCAAGGUAGCUUGUUUUUUAUUUAUCCUUUUUGUUUUUAUUUUAUUUAUGGUGCUUGUUUUUUAUUCAUCAUUAGUUUUGGUAAAUAGUUGGUAUAAUACAAAUACUAUCUUGUAUACAGGUUGAAAAACUGUACCAGCAUCCAAUGUUCCGUAAUGAUUGGAGGGACAAAGUACAUUGGGGCAGUGGCAACAUCCAAAAAAUACGCAAGGAUAAAAUCGAAAAUACUUGCAACGAGAAAAUGGAAAACGACCAUAAGGCAAGUUUUGGACCUGCUAACUUUAUCUUUCUUUGAGCAUAUUGUCAGUUUGUAUCCUUCAACCACUUAUAUUGUUUUUUCUAUUUUGCAGACCUCGUAACAUGCAUCCUGCUCUCAAACAAUUUUGGCAGCAUCGAAUUGCAACCAUAAGCAUACUGCUGGUUUCCGGGUGAGCUGAUAAUGAAAACAUAUUUAACUUGCUUGCUUAGUAGUCUCUCAAGGUUGCUUUAGUAGAAACUUUUUUUAGAGUUUAAGUCGCAGAAUGAUCUAAAUACUGUUCUAAAACCAGAAUAUCCAUGAUCUUAAAGAACCAAAAGGUACCCAAAAAAGUACCAAAAAAUACCCAAUAAAACACCCUAACAUCCUAACCAGACCAAUAACUCAUAAUAGCCAGUCGAAUAACUCAAAUAGCUAAGUUGUUGCUCCUUUGUUGAUCACUUCUCGUACGUGGCUUCUUCUACAACAUUGAAUACACUAAAGUUAGUACGAAAAAGAUAUGGAUGCAACAAUAUUAGGUAGACAUGCACAAGGAACUAGAGAUGGCAACAAAACCCGAAUCCACGGGUACCCACCCGACCCAACCCGGUCAACGCGGGUAAAACCCAUGUUGACGGGUUUUGGGCCGGGUUUGGGUUUAAACCCGCUACACUAUUCACCGGGUCGGUUUGGGUUUAGGUAAACCCGCCCCAUGGGUACCCGCCCACACAUAUAAUUACUUUUUCGGUAUAUUUAAUAUUCUAAAUAAUAUAUCUUCCUUAAAUAACUAAUAUUCUUUAUGUUUGUAGAGACAUGUAUAAUUUGUUCUUUCUAAUUGUUUAGAAUGAAGUUAAUAUUAUGAAGUGGAGACUGAAGAAACUUAGUUGAAGAGGAAGAAACUUUCAAUUAAUCU
Linum trigynum is the source of this 2274-nucleotide messenger RNA. NCBI's taxonomy places the organism in Eukaryota, Viridiplantae, Streptophyta, Magnoliopsida, Malpighiales, Linaceae. The record is from the annotation of a GenBank genome assembly.